Molecule: messenger RNA, 1374 nt
Organism: Purpureocillium lilacinum
Lineage: Eukaryota; Fungi; Ascomycota; Sordariomycetes; Hypocreales; Ophiocordycipitaceae
Source: RefSeq, a predicted model, not a curated record
AUGUCUGCCAUACUUUCCGUUCGCGGCGCCCGCGCCCUCCUCGUUGCCGCCUUCCUCAUGGCAGUUACUCUCAUCUUCACACUCAGGGAUGGCUACCACUUCCGCACCAGUCGCGUCGACAAUGCGGCACCUAAAGAACAACCCGACAGCGAAAAGCCACAACUUCCUGAGCUGAAAUACAUUCCGUCCCCGACAUGGACUCCUCCGGCCGUCAAGGACCCCUUUCCCGCGCUCGCAACGGCGACGGCGGCCCCAUCAAUUCCUCCGUGGAAUACACCGAAACCAGACCUGCACACACACUACGGCCUCGACUACCAGCCGCCUCUGUUCAUAGGUUUUACCCGCACAUGGCCGGUCCUGCUUCAGGCGGUUGUCUCCUAUAUCACUGCCGGAUGGCCCCCCUCAUCCAUUCACGUCGUCGAAAAUACCGGAGUCCAACAUGCAAACGCCGAAGGCAUGCUCACGCAGCAGAAUCCUUUCUUCCUCAACCAUACACAGCUCCAGCUCCUCGGCGUUAACAUCGUCCGAGCCCCAGUCCUGAUGAACUUUGCCCAGCUCCAAAAUUACUUUACCUAUCUCGCGAGGGAGAACAAUUGGCCAUGGUAUUUUUGGAGCCACAUGGACGUACUGGCGCUGUCAUACGAGGACGGACUCGAGGGCGUGACACCGCGGGCUGGAGAAAAAGACUACAAGACCGUGUACGAGCUUUGCCUGGCGGAGCUAAACGCGACGCGAUAUGGCGACGACAAGGACCGAUGGGCGGAUCGAUUCUUCGCGUACGACCACCUCACGCUGGUGAACCGCGCUGCGUACGAGGCUGUUGGUGGCUGGGACACCUUUAUCCCAUACUACAUGAACGACUGCGACAUGCAUUCGCGCUUGUUGAUGGGGGGUUGGACGCAACGCGAUGCCCGCGCCGGCAUCAUCACCGACGUGAGCUCCGUGCUCGACGACUUUGGCGCCUUCUACCGCGAUCCGACUGUCAAGCCGACCUUUACCGACCCCAACCCCCCACCGCCCGAAGACAAGAAGGAUGACAGCAAGAGCAAGCGUGAGGUGGCUGAGAGCGACCGCACCGGCAACGUCGUGCCGACCAACGAAACCGACUACUGGAUCAGUCUGCGCGAGACUGCGAAUAGCAUGUUCCACUACAAGCACGGCUCGCGCGGGCGCAACACCUGGCAGCUCGGGCAACAGGGCGGCUUGGGAGAGCCCUUCUACUAUCCGGCAAGGGGCGUCGCCGAGGCCGUGGAUGUUUUGACGGAGGCAGGCCGAGAGGUCUUUCGGCGGAAAUGGGGCCACCGGGACUGUGACUUGCUCACGGGAACAAGAUUAAAGGUGGACGACCAGUGGAGGGUCGAGAAAGACUGGUAG